AUGAAGCCAUUUAAACGAAGUCAUUACAGUAAGAGUGGGUGUAAGGAGUGUAAGAGACGUAAAAUCAAGUGCGAUGAAGGGAAGCCAAACUGUUGGCAAUGCGACCGGUUGAAGAAGCAGUGCCAAUACCCUGCUAAGGGAGAAAAGGUUAGAAGGGAGGGGCUAAAUAGAAUUGAAAAAAACAACUGGAAUGACAAGAAUAGAAUCCCACAGCAGCCUACUCCAAAUAACCCCUCUACUUCUCAAAGCUCUAGAGGAACAUCCACUGUCAAUACCCCACUACUUAAUCCGGAAAAUGGGAUUGACACACAUAGCAAUACCAUUGGGACUGGUAACGUAAACGAUUCCACGCAUAGUGGUCAGAAAAGGACCUCAACUUCUUCAAUUAUGAACUUAUUGAAUGAUAACAGUGCGUUAUCACUUCCAGAGAAGGGGCAGACGGAGUACCUGGCAACUCAAGCCCAGGGGCUCCCGAGCUUCCAGCCACUACAUCCUCAAGUGCACCAGCUCCCAGCAAUACCGCCUAUUCCAACACAAGCUUCCACGAUUGCGAACCAGUCAUUCAGAGCCAAUGAGGCAAGCUUACCAGUGCAGCAGCACCCAUCCAACAACGAUGCCCUUAAUUUGUCUCCACUUCCCUCGCUAGUCAAUGAAGGUUUCUCUAAAGACGAUCUAGACCUUCUCGCGUCAGAUUUAAACAACAUUGUAAACAAUAUAAUGUUUGAAUCCAAGUUCGAGAUCAAGGGUGUUGCUAGCGACUUUGACUUUGGUAGUAUAUCUUCUCCGACCUACCAAAAAACCUACAAUAUAACAACCGAAGGGAUCGAUAACACGAAUAAUGGAAACCCUGACCCCAAUAAUGAUGCCACUACAAAUUCAAAUCCCAACUACCAGCGUCUAAUGGCCUCUAGCCAACCUCAAAAUAGUCCUGUAUCGAGAACAUAUUCGCCAGUCUCAGUGGGCUCGUUGAACCACUUCUCGCCUCCGAUUCAAACCAAUGCAGCACUGGUAGCAGGUUACGGUACAUACGACGAACUCGAUAAUAGAACAGCCUCGUCCAUCCAUACUAUUCCAAAAUCAGUACCUUUGGACUUCAUUAAAAUUACCAAAUCACACGAGAAAUUAUAUCUCGAAGAAUUCUAUAACGAGUUCGCAUCUAUAAUUCUCCCAUUUAAUGGUUAUGACAAAGCUACAUCUACCUACAUGAAUCCAGCAAGAGAUAUUCUUCUAACGUGCGCUGCCAGAGAGACAUAUUUGCUUGCAGCAAUUCUAGCGCAGGGUGCUAAAUCUAAUUUUAAGAAAAGUGGGAUCCAAGAGGAUGAAAAACUAUACUGCUAUUAUUUAUCAAAAUGCCUACAAUUGUUAGGACCAGCUUUAGGAAAGAGCAAGGGUAAUGAUGAGACAAAUAAUAGUAACAGUAAUACAGAUUCCAACUCAACGGAUCUCACAUCCAAUAUAGAAGCUGUAUUACUUACCGUCCUUUUGUUAACAUCUGCAAAUGCGUCAGCUACAAAACAGAACUGGAGAGCUCAUCUUCGGGGUGCUAAAGACUUACUAUUAAAAUAUUCCUUCACCAGUAGCAGCAAACACAUCAAGCAAGUUCGUAGAACCCCAAUAUUAAUAUUCUGCAAAUUUUGGUAUGUGUCAAUUGAAGUGCUUGCUGGCUUAUCUUCAGAAUAUGGAGGCACAUUAAAGGCUGAGGAAGACUUAGAUAAACUUAUCACCCCAGGAGAUGAGUAUGAAGUCUUUGUGAUGAAAUCAUUUAAAAUUAUCAGAGAUGACGGGUUUAAUAUAUUAUUUGGCUACUACAAUGAUUGCAUAGUUCAUUUGAGAGAUUUAAUAAAAAUAAUUAAUAGGAUUAGAGCAAAGCCACCGACAGGAUCAGAACCACCAGCUACCGCCUUUGAAUACUUCAGACUUAUAUCUGCGUUUUACGAAGAAUCUCAGCGCACCUUCGUAGACUCUUCUGGUAUUGUGAACGAAGAUCGCCUAGCACAUAUUUCCCCUGGUGGUUCUCUAAUUGAAACGUUUGCAAGUAGAUCUAAGAAUCGCUUGCUGGUAAGCUGGGUGGAUAUCCUGCAUCAAUCUUACAUAAUUGGUUCAUUAGUUACUAUAUUAACCAGGGGCUUUCAUUUAUCAAGUUCAUCAACUCAGGUACAAGAGUUAGUGAGCAGGUUUAUACCCUUUUUGGAAUUCUUAAACUUUUCAGAUCCACCAUCUAUCAAGUACUCAGUAUUGAUGAUUCAAUGGCCAGUUCUGAUCAUAGGAUUACAUUGUAUAAAUGAAGAUCAUAGGUUCUUAGUAAUGAAAUUUUUCAGACUCUCUGCUCAAAUUGGUUCUGGCAGUGCAGCAAUAUCUUUGCGUAGGUUGCACAAGGCAUGGAACAAUAAGAAUGAAGCUGAUGAUGGCAGCUCAGAAGAUUUAGAUAUUGACUUAAUGACUUACUAA
Molecule: messenger RNA, 2448 nt
Organism: Dujonia railenensis
Lineage: Eukaryota; Fungi; Ascomycota; Pichiomycetes; Serinales; Debaryomycetaceae
Source: the annotation of a GenBank genome assembly